This is a messenger RNA of Cyprinodon tularosa, 4064 nucleotides long. It is a transcript of the gene ogfr, whose product is annotated as opioid growth factor receptor. Gene Ontology annotation, cellular component: membrane. Gene Ontology annotation, molecular function: opioid growth factor receptor activity. Lineage: Eukaryota; Metazoa; Chordata; Actinopteri; Cyprinodontiformes; Cyprinodontidae. The coding region runs from base 178 to 1833 and encodes 551 amino acids. The transcript has 7 exons. The record is from RefSeq and is a predicted model, not a curated record.
GCAGCGUCAUCACUGCAGCCGUUAUACGAUGGUAGGCUGGAGAGAAGGAUGGUCAGGGCCGCCCCCCGCCUCUAACCCCAACAUGAAAGUGGAACUGAUUCAGCACCGGUUAUAGAACCGAGCCAGGCGACGUUUUUAUUUAUCUGUUGUUACUCUUGAAGAUUCCCAAAAACAACAAUGGAGGACGACUAUGUGUGUGAGUACGACUCUACAUGGGACACAGAGAGUGAUGGAGACGACCCAGCCGGAGAGAGCCAGAGCCGACGGUCUACUCAAGACAAAAACAAGUCAUCCUGGGCUAUAUGGCAGCCCACCCCAAGAAAUAUGAGGGCAGCAAAAGACAUGCAGAACUACAGAAGAGGAUAUCCUAAUCUAACAGAUGAUGAUUGCUCAGAGGACAAAAUGAACAACCUCCAAUUCUAUCUGAAUAAGUUUCCUUCUGCUCCUGAUGAUGUUUAUAUUGAGUCAUUUCUUAAGGAUUGGAAAAAUGACUACAAAAAGCUGGAGAGGGUUCACUCUUACAUCCAAUGGUUGUUUCCACUGCGAGAACCAGGAGUUAAUUAUAUGGCUUCAGAACUCACCAAGAAGGAAAUUGAGGCUUUCAAGAAAAAUGAGGAUGCCAAAAGGAGACUGGUGGAGGCUUAUGAACUAAUGUUGGGCUUUUAUGGAAUACGUUUAGUCAACAAAAACACCGGUGAAGUGAAGCGUGCAGAAAAUUGGAAGGAACGUUUUGGAAACCUGGAGAGGAAUAUGCACAACAACCUGAGGAUAACUCGCAUCCUGAAAAGCCUCGGGGAGCUCGGCUUCGAGCACUACCAGGCUCCGCUUGUGCGCUUCUUUCUGGAAGAGACUCUGGUCAAGAAGACGCUGAGUAACGUUAAACGCAGCGUGCUCGACUACUUCCUGUUUGCCGUGCUAGACAAACAUGAACGGCAGGAGCUUGUGCGAUUUGCUUACCUUCACUAUGAGCCAAAAGACAAGUUUGUUUGGUGUCCCCGAAAAAUCCAGAAACAGUUCAGAAAGGCUGCCAAAAACUCUGAAGUCGCUGGGAAUGUAGACGGGAGGGAUGAAACGUUUUUACACUGUAAAAGCAAAGACGGGGAAGCAGCGGCACAGCAGAAAGAAGAUGAGAUGAAUAAUAUUACUAAGACUAUUAAAGAAUCUGAGAAAAACAAAGACAAAAGCAAACAGCCUGAAGAAUCUUCCAAGCCACCAGCGGAAGAUGGGGCUCUUGGAAAUGGAAAUCUGGAUUCAGAGUCUAAUAUUGGAAAUAACAGCAAUGGAAAUGAAUCUCCAGAUAAUGAUCAAGAGAUGGAACAGUCCCCUUGUCAAGAUGUUGACUCCAGAGAGCAUGAAGUGACCACAGAUGAUGAGCAGAAAUCCACAGGCAGCUCUAAGCUCGCUGUUCAAGAAUCGGACAUUAUGCAAACCAGUGCGGACAAAGAAGCUGAAAAACCUCCAAAGAAGAAGAGAGAAGAUGACGAGUUCCCACAAAUCAACAAACCUGCCGAAGACUCUGCUUCUGCUGCCAGCAUGGAGGAUAAAGCUGCUGUCGAUAAAGCUGCAGGUCAAACAAGCCCAUCAGUCCAAACUCCUCUUAAGACCUCAAAACACUCACCCUCUCCGUCUUCUGAAAGGGAGGAAAAGAUCCCAAGGACUGAUUUUAUAAUGACGGAUAAAACAAACGAAGAAAUGCUACAAGACAGUAUGCCAGCAUCAGAUGGGAUGCAGAUCAGCAACGAUGUAGAAGAAGAACGAAAUGGGACCGAGUCGGAGGACUUUCACAUGGAUUCCACCCCCUCAGGCUCAGAUCAAAUUAAGGGAGCCUCAUGAAGAAGUGGUGAAAGAAAGAAAUUCUUAUAAACUAAGAUUAAAUGUACUAUAAGGACAGAAUAUGACUGAGCAUUUUCUAGGCCUUAUUUUUACUAUAUUUAAUGUUAAGAUGCCAUUCAUUUGUUUUUACUUUAAAUGAAAUAUGGGUUUUGAGCCAAAAGCAGAAAUAUGUUACUAUGAUGCUAUAGUUUAAGGUCUGUUUCUGACUACAACAUCUUCACAACAAAGACGUUAAGUUCUCUAAUGCUGAGUUUUUCCGGCUGUAAUGAAGAGAAGGGAUUCAGUGGUUGUAUAUAUUUAAACGUGCAGAACAAGAACAUAUUUUAAAAUUACAAAGCAUGAGCUAAUGAGAUUUAUUGCUGAUUUAGCGUUUUAUUUGACUGUAAACAAUCUAUACCAAACAAAGGAUCAAAUCUUCAUUUACUCGACUGAUAUAGUCCAAUUUUUUGUUUUUUAUGGUUAAAAAAAUCUAAAGUUCUGUUUCUUGAGGGAAAAAUGUUUUUGAAAAUAUAAUUAUUUCAUAAAAGUGUGUUCUUUACUGAACAGUAUGUUUGCUUGAUACACAGUCCACCUCUUUUUAUCUAAGGUGCUGCUUAUUUCACCAUUGCAUGUGAAUAAAAGAAGAAAAUAGGUGUUGCUUGUCAACAAGUAAAGCUAAUAGUUCACCAGUCUUGACAGCCACCAGAGAGUUAAAAGGUCUUUGCUAAAUAAGCUGGCUGCCCAGGAUGCUAUGAUGAAGCAUAUUUUGGGAAAAUUGGGUGAAAGGGAAAAGUUUCACUGCCAACAGUGCCAUCUGAAGCUGGCCUGUUAGCGGGCUUUUAGCUAGCAAUGCGUAUGUAGAAUGUACGCAAUGUUUUUGUUUUUUUUUUUUUUCAAAAAAAAGUUGACUCAAAUUUUACAAGCAGAUGCUGGAGUUGGAAAAUUAAUUUUUUUCUGCUCAAUGCACAACAUCAAACAAUCAGAGAAGCUGUUCUGUGAGCUGGCAGGGAGACCGACUCAUGUAGAGACGCUAUGUUCACUCCACUGCAGCGGAUUAUUAACGCUUAAUUUAACCUAAAAUGUCGGAACCUUCUGGUAAAAUAUGUUCACUUUUAUUACUCAUGGGUUUGCAGUUGGAGCCACAUACAUGAAAAACGACAACCUCUACUUCCAACAAUCACAGACAGUAGGGGAAAACCCCCAAGAGGCUAAUAGGCCCAAUGCAACUGUUGCUGGGAAUUCCCAGUGGCAGCGCAGAGAAAUAAUAUUUUAAGAAGGAUCUUGAUCUUGAUUAACUCAUUUUUUUGAACGAUGUUUUCAGGUGGACUUUGUCACAUAAAAAAAAAAACAAAUUUUUACCCACUUUUCACAGCGAAUAUAACAAAACCACUCUGCCAUUGAAAACAGGCGCAGCAGACGCAUCUGGAAACACUUUACUGGACGUGCUUCAGGAGCAUCAAAGAUGCUCUAGAGGCGUUUAUGACCUUAUUGUGUACAAGCAUAAAAAAUGAAGCAGCAGGCACUUUUUUUAAUGCGAGGGGUGAACUGUGUGGUACUCUCUUUUCUACAGAAACAGAAUUUUAGAUUUUUUUUCAGGAGCUGAAAACCAUAAUCGUCCAGAUAAAUUUAAAUAAACCAUAUAAAAUAUAUUUUUUUAUUUAACUAAAUAAAUUAACUUUGAAAUUCUUUUCAUUUAGAGGCAGUUCUAUUAGUAUAAAGGUCGUAAUAAACUGCAGAAGUAAUGAAAUUUGGAUUGCAAAGAUUUUUUUUUCUAAUUUAAUUUCACCAUUUUUUGCACUGAGAAAUACUUCUAAUUUACUUUUUUUUUCUGUAUUUGGACUGUUUUUUUCUUUGUAAAACAACGUAUUGUUUCCUAAUCAAAUGAAAUAAGCUGCGUAUUUCCGAUGAAGCUGCACAUGCUGUGAUGCUGAUUUAGGAGGUGGAUUACUGAACUGUUGAGAACCUUGCCAAAAAAAAAGUAAUGAGACUGGCUGAUUGUACUUUUCUAUUUGUUUUGAAUGAAAUGAUAAAUGCUUUGGCUGCGACUCAAACUUUGUUUCUUUAAAAUCGGUGCGUUCAAUGAAAAUGAAAGAUCCAGUGUGAUCGGCAUCCAAUUUAUAACUGCACUGAUUUCCGCUAUGACUUGUCGAAUUUACUGCAUUUUACCUGAACUGACCUUUUUAAGGAUUUCCCAGUUACACACCUGGCUGUUAUGAGAGCUGAAUAAAAGUCAUGCUAUUUUCUGAAAUGCA